GAGAGAGAGAAAGAGAAAAGGAGGACUGGGUCCCUCUCGGGAGCCCACCCACCCAAUUCCCGUCUCGGCCGGUCCGUUUCCCUGCCGCCUCGGGUCCGUUGCACCUGGAUGUCUCCGCUCUUCCUCAGCUGGACACACCUCCCUCCUCCUCCUUCUCCCACCCCUCCCUAAAAGCUGAGCAUCUUCGCCCCCCCCAACACCCCCUCCCCCUGCUGGAGUCUCCCGGGUACGGCGGGGGGGGAGUCCUCCGCGCCCUCGGCUUGAAAAUGCUGGCAGGUGGAUCGGUCCAUCAGAACGGGCUCUUUCCUUCGGCCCCCCAGCAGCCUCAGCAGCCGUCGCCGCCCUCGCUGUCCCAGCCGCCGCAGCCGCAGCCGCCAGGGGGGCCUCAGCCUCAGCAGCCCCCCCAAGCCGCCCCGCAACCCCCCAUGGAUUCGGAUCCCCCCGACUCCAGGAAAAGGCCCUUGGAGACCCCCACCGAAGCCAUCAGCACCAAGAGGAGCAACACGGGAGAAGAUGGCGAGUACUUCCUUAAGGUCCUGAUUCCCAGCUAUGCCGCCGGAUCCAUCAUCGGCAAAGGGGGCCAAACCAUCGUCCAGUUGCAGAAGGAAACCGGAGCCACCAUUAAGCUCUCCAAAUCCAAGGAUUUCUAUCCAGGGACCACGGAGCGGGUAUGCCUGGUGCAAGGAACCGCCGAAGCCCUCAACGCCGUCCACAACUUCAUUGCCGAGAAGGUUCGAGAAAUCCCCCAGUCGGUGGUGAAACCCGAGUCCGUCAAUAUCCUGCAGCCACAGACCACCAUGAACCCCGAUCGAGCCAAGCAGGCCAAAGUGAUCGUCCCAAACAGCACAGCUGGGCUGAUUAUCGGCAAAGGCGGCGCCACCGUCAAAGCCAUCAUGGAACAGUCCGGCGCUUGGGUGCAGCUGAGUCAGAAACCCGAAGGCAUCAACCUCCAGGAACGCGUGGUGACCAUCAGCGGUGAGCCUGAGCAGAUCCACAAGGCCAUCGACAUCAUCGUCCAGAAGAUCCAGGAGGAUCCGCAGAGCAGCAGCUGCCUCAACAUCAGCUACGCCAACAUUACUGGCCCAGUGGCCAACUCUAACCCAACCGGAUCACCCUACGCCAACUCUACAGACGUUCUACCUGCGGCCGCAGCUGCCGCCACCGCUUCAGGCUUGUUGGGCCACACCAGCCUGGCUGGCGUUGGCGCCUUCCCAGCUGCCCUGCCGGGUUUUUCCGGCAGCGACCUCUUGGCCAUCAGCACAGCACUCAACACCUUAGCGAGUUACGGAUACAACACCAAUUCUUUGGGGCUCGGCCUCAAUUCGGCCGCCGCUUCCGGGGUCCUGGCCGCGGUGGCCGCCGGAGCCAACCCAGCGGCUGCGGCCGCUGCUAACCUCUUAGCUUCGUAUGCUAACGAAGCUUCUACGAGUACCACGGCCCCAGCCGGUGCAGUUGGCGCCUUCACCUUGGGCUCUUUAGCGGCGGCCACCGGGGCAGCCAACGGCUACUUAGGGACUGCCUCCCCGUUGGUGGCCAGCUCCUUCCUAGCCACCGAGAAGCUAGUGGAAAGCGCUAAAGAUAUGGUGGAGAUCGCAGUGCCGGAAAACCUAGUAGGUGCCAUUUUGGGCAAAGGCGGGAAGACGUUGGUCGAGUAUCAGGAGCUGACAGGGGCCCGCAUCCAGAUUUCCAAAAAGGGUGAAUUUAUUCCAGGUACCAGGAACCGUAAAGUCACCAUCACCGGCACGCCAGCCGCCACCCAAGCCGCGCAAUAUCUCAUCAGCCAGCGAGUAACGUACGAGCAAGGAGUCCGGGCCACCAACCCACAGAAAGUGGGAUAAGAGGAGGCCAAAGAGAAGGCCUGGGGAGGGGAGGAGGAAUAGGUUCAAUCAGCCCAUUCAUCAUGAAAAAUGGUAACCGCCAUGACCCCGACCCCUGCCCAGUGCCCGUCUCUCUACCACACACACACACACACACACACACACACACACACACACACAGAUACACAGAGCCCCCUCUGAUUGGGAAGCAGCCCAUCAUAUUCUGCCGGACGUUUAUUUCACCAACGGUGUGGCCUGAUUGUGUAUAUAUUUCUCUCUCUCUCGGUCUACAUAUAUAUAUUUAUAUAUAUAUGGCGACGUUUUCUUUUCUUUUUUCAGUUGAUGGAUUUGAAUAGAGAAACAAAAAAAGAUUUUUUAAAAAAGAAAA
Molecule: messenger RNA, 2205 nt
Organism: Pantherophis guttatus
Lineage: Eukaryota; Metazoa; Chordata; Lepidosauria; Squamata; Colubridae
Gene: NOVA2
Product: NOVA alternative splicing regulator 2
Molecular function (GO): RNA binding
Source: RefSeq, a predicted model, not a curated record